This is a messenger RNA of Papilio polytes (common Mormon), 4220 nucleotides long. Its product is annotated as zinc finger protein 567-like. Gene Ontology annotation, molecular function: DNA-binding transcription factor activity; RNA polymerase II cis-regulatory region sequence-specific DNA binding; zinc ion binding. Lineage: Eukaryota; Metazoa; Arthropoda; Insecta; Lepidoptera; Papilionidae. The transcript is spliced from 18 exons. The record is from RefSeq and is a predicted model, not a curated record. Gene Ontology annotation, biological process: regulation of transcription by RNA polymerase II. Bases 43 to 2727 code for a protein of 894 amino acids. Gene Ontology annotation, cellular component: nucleus.
UUUACGGACGGACAUAGAUGGCGCGAUAUGUGACCCGUGAAAAUGGAAGUGUUCCUGUACAAUUCCACAGUAUGUAGAUUAUGUGGGGAAGAAAACGAUAAUGGAAAUCUUUUAUAUUCAACUGAAGAAAAUGACCAAAAUCUCAGUCAAAUUAUUAACACAUAUUUACCCAUUACGGUCACAGAUGAUGGUCAUUUACCACGUACUAUUUGCCCUGGAUGUACAAUACAACUGGAAGCCUCGGUGGAAUUUUUGAAUCUAAUAAUAAAUGGCCAGAAAGUUUUAAGAGAACUUUACGAAAGAGAGAAAGAGUACAAAAAGUCCUACACUUCUUCCAAUGAACCUGAGGUUAUAACUGAAAAAAUAAUUUAUGAAAUAAAUACUGGUAAUAAAGUAUAUCAGUUAGAGCAUCCAAUAUCUCUACAAGUAGCGGGAUUGGAAAAGCCUAAAAGGAAAAGGGGCAGGCCUCCGAAAAUACAAAAGAGCCCUGAAGAGUUAGCGGAGAAAGAUGCUCUCAAGGACCAGGAGAAGGCCAAAAUUGAGAACCAUGAUAGUGAUGGGACAGGCAAGAGACGCCGGAAGACUCCUACACGGUUCAAGGAAGUGGUACAGGGUAAAGAAUUGGAGAGAAUAUUUAAAGAAGAAGGGAUGACUGACGGUGAAGACAGUGAUAGUGAAAAGAAGGUUGUUGCAGAGGAAACACCUAAGGUACCAGAGGUGAAAGAACCUCAGGUUAUAGGACACUUGGAACAAUCUGGAGAGCUGGUUGUUGUGUUGAAAGGAAAAGGGAGAGGCCGUCCUAAAGGUCGUCUCCGUCAGACUCGCGAGCAGUGCAUGAUCUGCGGCAUGGAGUUCAGCAGCACGGGGCGCUACAUGUCGCACAUAGCGCAGCACGGCCCCGUGCUGUACCAGUGCGCCAACUGCCAGGAGACCUUCGCCACGCGUCUGCGCUUCUGCGAACACCAGGAACGGACCAAACACUGUGGACAGAACAUCCUGCAGUGCAAGGACCUCACCAGCACUAAGGAGAAGAAACGUUUGAAAUCUGGUAAAAGUGAGCAAUUAGUGGAACAAGAAGUUGAAAUAACUCCGACUGUGACUGACACGGUGACGGUAGUGAAUGUGGACAGCAUUGUGUCAGGUGACACUGCGAUACCUGAUGUGUCACCAGACAUGGACGUGAUCACGGUGGUCACUACUGAAGAGUCGAACAAAGAAGAGGAUUUUAAAGUCGAAAAGACUGAAGAUACUGUACAGGAAAGUAAUCCAAUAGCAUUAAAGACGGAAGCACCAGUGGGGGAAGUGAAGACCAAGUUGAAGUGCAAUCAUUGUGAUAAGGAGUUUAGCAGCAGGCAAGCAAAGUCCAUGCAUAACAAGGCGGUGCACCAGGGCGAGAAGCCGUACCAAUGCGGGGAGUGCGGCGCGGCGUUCGGCUACCCGCGCUCGCUGGCGCUGCACCGCGUCUCGCACCGCCGCCAUCGCCGCGCGCGCGGAUACGCCUGCGACCUCUGCGGGAAGGUGCUGAGCCACCCGUCGUCAGUGGUGUACCACAAGCAGUCCGCGCACGCGGAGCAGCGCUACGUGUGCGGCACCUGCGGCAAGCACUUCCGCCACAAGCAGCUGCUGCAGCGCCACCAGCUCGUGCACUCGCAGCUCAGACCCUUCAGGUGCAAGUUAUGUAACUCAUCGUUCAAAACGAAAGCUAAUCUGGCGAACCAUCAGAUGUUGCACUCGGGCGUUAAGAAGUUCUCCUGCGAGAUCUGCAAGCAGAAGUUCUCGCACAAGACGAGCCACACGCUGCACAUGCGAUGGCACACCGGUGUGAAGCCGUUCGAGUGCGGCGUGUGCAACAAGAGCUUCAGCCAGAAGGGCAACCUGUCGGAGCACGAGCGCAUCCACACGGGCGAGAAGCCCUACCAGUGCGCGCUCUGUCUGCGCCGCUUCACCACCUCCUCCCAGCACCGCCUGCAUCUGCGCCGCCACGCGCCCGACCGCGACUGCGCAGUCUGCCCGCACUGCGCCUACAGGAGGCCUUCCCGCGGGCGGAGUGGCGAGGGGGGCGAGGGCGGUGAGGGGGGCGAGGAGCGCUGCCCGUCGUGCGGCCGCAGCCCCGCAGAGCGCCCCGCGCCGCGCACACAGCGACACCUGCGCAGGAUCGCACCCGCACCGGCUAAACCACAGGCGUCGAAGCAAAUUAGCCUGUUGGUAUCUGAGAGCGAGCAAAUGUCGGGCGUCGGCGUCCAGACAGAGGUGGAUGUGGGGUUGGAGGAGGGAUUGGACGCCGGGCUGCAGGAGGGGCUGGACGCCGGACUGGACGCGGGAUUGGACGCGGAACUGCGUGAUGAAGACGAGGACGUGGUGUACAUCGCGUACCAUCUCGACGAGCCCUCUACCUCGAUACAGUUUAACCGACCCGAGGAGCUGUACGCGCCCGCGCUGCCGGCCGAGCUGCCCGCGCUGCACCAGAGGGAACAUUUGCCUGUGACGGACGAGCAAGGCAACUUGCUGCACUUCACUAUGCAGGAUGGCACCCGCCUUGCCAUCACCUCACCUGACGGCGAGUGUCUGCAGGUUGUAAUGCAGGACGGACAAACUAUACCCGUUGAGAUUAAUGGAUUCGACGACGAAAAGGAUUUUCUGGGUCCGGAGACGGUGGUGCACCAGCUGAACCUGCAGAAGAGUGACGACAGCAAGGCGCAUCUGCCGCACUACUACACCCUCGUGUAGGCUGCGCUGACAGUACUGCACAGUCGCGGAAACUCGCGAUGUUUUACUUUGGACAAAUUAACUUAUUCAGUGCAAAAGGGAUAGUAAUAAAAAUAAACUGGCUGUGUACCACAACUUUUUUAGUACCUAUACAUAAAGCUGCAUUGUAUUCGUUUUUUUUUUGUAUUCAAACUAUUGUUUUUAAGUUGGAACAUCUCCAGUUUCCCCGACUGUACAUACCUAUAAGGAUCAUAUGGCAGUUAGAAAUUUUGUAAAUUAAUGCCAUCUUUAAAACGACAUUUUGACCAAUUAGAUAAUGGUAACUGCACUGUAAAUGUCGCCAUUUUUAUUCGAAAUUCGAUUUUUAAUGUAAUUUGGUUUUUUUUAUGGGAGAAUUUCUAAAUAUGGUAAUUUUUUGCUUACUGGUAACACUAGACACUAGCGCCAACACUGCUAUAAGAUCCUUUUAGGUCUGUAUCCUAUUUAUUUCAAUUUAAAAAUGUUUAUGUCAAACCAAUGUCUAAUUACUUUCUCGUAUACUGUCGAAAUAUAAUUAAGUUUCCAACCAAUCAAGUAAUACUAUGUUGCGUUUUUAGAGAAGUUAGGCAAUAAGUAAUAAAUACUUAAGCGCAUCUUAAAUUAGCCAAAACAAGCUAAGUCAUUUAUAUAAAAAUUAUUAAGUAAUUAGUAUAAGUAGAACUUAAUAAAGGUGUUGUUUUGACAAUUAUUUCCCAAUGUUCUAAUAUUUGCUCAAAUAAGUUUUCGCGUGCAAAGUUCAUACAUUUUCAUAUUUUAUGAAACUGCAAUCCGUAAACAUUUAGAUAUAUUAAGAUUCUAGUUAGCUAGUUUGUAUAUAGUUUAUUAUUUAUCUAUUUUUAUGUACAUGCAAAUAUCAUAUUCGGAUUUUGUCAAUACCACAGAUAAAUAAGCCAAUUUUAUCUAAUUUCAACAUAUUUUCAUACAAGGCUUAUGCCAAAAAUUUUUUUUUUAUUAUUUUUAACUGAAACAAAAAAUCUUAAGCCACCUUAAAUACAUUUUUUUUUGUGAUUAUUUUCGCUUUGAUAACUGAAAAGUGAAUAUUAAUCUAAAAUUAGUUAUUUUAUGUAUACGUGACCAGGAAAAUAGAAAACUUCUCUUGGUGGCGCCACUAUCGCUUUCAUUAUCGAGAAGAAUUUUAUUUAACUAGUGUUUUCCUGGUCAGGUUUGUUUUGUUUUUACUAUUUUUUUAAAAAGUAACUAUGCUUUGAAGAUGUUUAAGUAAACUAAGCAUAAUAUUGAAAAUAUGAAAAAGUAAAAAAACAAUCGUCUCCUGUUAAUUGUGAUUAUUUUUAACGCUGAUUCUAAGUAAAGUUGUAUGAAAACGAGUGAAUAUUCCACAAUUUCAUUUAAUUUGAAUAAUUAUUGUUUUUUUUAAUGAUUGGAAUGAAUGGCUAUGAUGAUCCAUCAUAGCCAUUUAUUGUAUGGCUGUAGUAUGUAUAGACAUACAAAAUGAUUAAAUUAUUUGAUUUUAAAAA